This is a messenger RNA of Zasmidium cellare ATCC 36951, 1446 nucleotides long. RefSeq lists its product as uncharacterized. The transcript has 4 exons. Gene Ontology annotation, molecular function: transmembrane transporter activity. The record is from RefSeq and is a predicted model, not a curated record. Bases 1 to 1446 code for a protein of 481 amino acids. Lineage: Eukaryota; Fungi; Ascomycota; Dothideomycetes; Mycosphaerellales; Mycosphaerellaceae. Gene Ontology annotation, biological process: transmembrane transport.
AUGGAGUGGUGUGGUGUAAACGCAGACACGCUACUUGUCAGCUUCGACGGCCCUGACGAUCAGCAAAAUCCACAAAACUGGCCAGCCAGCAAGAAAGCCAUCGUCACAGCCUUCCUGUCAGCCAUUGGCUUCGUCGUCGGCUUUGGCUCCUCAAUCGACACCCCCGUGAUACCGCAGGCUUCUGAGCACUUCCAUGUCAGCGAUGUCUCCGAAUCACUCGCGACGGCACUCUUCCUCAUUGGCUUCGGCGUUGGGGCGCCGUUUGCUGGGCCAUUGUCAGAAUCGUUUGGCAGGAAUCCAAUCUACAUGAUCACGAUGGCUCUAUUCUGCUGCUGGAUCUUGGGAGCUGCUUUAGCGCCGAACCUUGGAGGUCAGUUGGUGUUCAGGUUCCUCGCGGGUCUCUUUGGUGGCACUCCCUUCACGACCAGCGGGGGUACGAUGGGAGAUAUCUUCAACCAUCAGACUCGAGGAAAAGUCUUUCCGUUCUUUGCCUGCAUGGCCUUCCUCGGGCCCAUGUUGGGUCCUGUGGUCGGGGGAUACGUUGGACACUCAGGCAUCGAUUGGCGGUGGUGCGAGUGGAUCACGUUGUGCAUGGCGGGCGCGCUCCUCAUCCUGAUGGUCCUCUUCAUGCCCGAGACCUGUGCCCCAGUCAUUCUGGCUUGGAAGGCCAAGGCUUUGCGAUCGGCAACUGGGAAUGUCAAUUUUGUUGGACCUCUUGAAGCUGCAGGAGCGACUUCUCUCGGGCAGAAGUUGGCUCAGGCUCUGUCAAGGCCUUUUCUUAUUCUCUUCACGGAGCCUCUGGUCAUUGCGUUCACUGGCUACCUUUCGCUGGUCUACAUAGUCAUGUUUUCUUUCUUCGCAUCGGCGCCGUUCGUCUUCGGAGGAACAUAUGGCUUCAACGAAGGUGCUUCGUACCUGAUGUUCAUUGCCAUCGCUGUUGGGCUCUUCAUUGCCACACUCGCAACACCUCUCUUCGGCAUUCUGGUGAAGAAGGAGUACAUGAAGGCCGUCGCGCAAGGCAAAAGCCAUGCCGACCCCGAAGCAAUGCUCUGGUGGGCAAUGAUCGGAGCACCGUUCUUGCCAGCAAGCCUGUUCUGGAUGGGCUGGUCGGCUUAUCCAUCAGUGUCUUUCUGGAGUCCAAUGAUUGCCGCCGCCGUCUUAGGCUUUAGCGUCCUCCUCAUCUUCAUCUCAACCUACGCGUACCUCAUUCAGACCUUCGUUUCAUUCGCGGCAUCGGCUCUCGUCUCCAUUACUUUGGUGCGAUAUAUUCUCGGUGGAUGCAUGGUCACGAUCUCGAUUCCGAUGUACAAAAACUUGGGAGUGCAUCACAGCCUUACGAUCUUGGCGGCAAUUGCUUGUGCUUUCACGCCGAUACCGUAUGUGCUCUAUCUAUACGGUGGUAGAGUUAGAGCCGCGAGUAAGCGGGCGCCUCAGCCGAAAGUAUAG